Cydia pomonella (codling moth) is the source of this 1133-nucleotide messenger RNA. RefSeq names its product lipase 1-like. Lineage: Eukaryota; Metazoa; Arthropoda; Insecta; Lepidoptera; Tortricidae. Gene Ontology annotation, molecular function: hydrolase activity, acting on ester bonds. Bases 9 to 1133 code for a protein of 374 amino acids. The record is from RefSeq and is a predicted model, not a curated record. The transcript has a single exon.
AAACAACUAUGAAAAUAACGCUAACAUGUACCCUCAUUUUAGUGAGUAUUUGCGUCCCAACAAACUCUUUACUGCGGAAAACUUUACCUGAAGAUGCAAGACUGAAUUUCACGGGACUUGGUUUAAAAUAUGGACAUGCAGUUGAAGAGCAUGAAGUUACCACUGAAGACGGUUACAUAUUGACUUUCUUCCACAUCAAGGGGAAGAGAAAACCGCCUGUUUUUAUUAUCCAUGGAAUCGCUGAUACGGCAGAUAUUUUUAUUAUCAGAGGAAAGACAUCAUUAGUUAUAGCUCUAGCUGACGCAGGGCAUGACGUCUGGGUAGCAAAUUACAGAGGAAAUAAAUAUGGUCGACGACAUCUUAAGCUAAAUCCGGACAAAGAUCUCAAGUUCUGGGAUUUUAGCCUUCACGAAGUUGGUUAUUACGAUCUCCCCGCUAUGAUUGAUUACAUUCUGCAACAUACUGGAGAAAAAAAGAUUCAAACAAUUGGGCAUUCGCAAGGAGCAACCACGCAAUUCGUGCUUUUGUCUAAAAGACCAGAAUAUAAUGAAAAAAUUGAAAUAAUGGUUGGAUUAGCACCAGUGGCCUUUUUGACUGAUGUAAGAUUUCCAGUGUCUCUCAUUGCGAAUUUCGGACCUCUGCUUGGAGAAGUUAUUAAAUCUAUAGGCGUAGAAGAAACUUUUCCGGAAAAUUCGUCAAUGACCGCGUUAGUAAGAUUUAUUUGUAGUCAAGAUGUCUUUAGCUACGAAAUGUGUUUUCUGUUAUUUGGCUUUCAUUUCGUUGGUUUUGAUACAAAGCGAUUUGAACCGAGCUUUUUAAAGGUUUUUAUGGGACACUAUCCAGGAGGAACUUCUCGAAAAAAUUUAAUGCACGUCAAUCAGUUGGUGUUAAGUAAAAGAUUUUGUGAAUUUGACUACGGCCCUGAAGGCAACUUAGAUCACUAUGGUUACGUAGUGCCUCCGGAUUAUAAUUUACAUCGAGUGACUACAAAAGUUGCGUUGUUCGUUGGUGAAAAUGACGUGUUAUGUACAGUAAAAGAUGUAGAUAUACUACGCUCAACUUUAUCUAACGUUGUAUAUUACCAUAUUAUGGAAGAUAAAGUUUGGAAUCAUAUAGAUUUUACAUUAGGUUAA